AGUGACGUAGCUACAUCAUUCCUUUUCAAGCGUGCGACUUAGUCUCGGACUUUGCGUUGUGUAAUCAGCGGUCUGGCUCAGAUCAAAUUCGGCGAUCUGUUUCUGCCGUAGUCUAGAUUGCGAGUCGUGCUAUUGAUGAUGGAAAACAUACAAUUUCGAACAUCGAAUUCAUUUCUGCUGCUUUUUGUUUGUGGGGUAUCCUGUUACAGUAAGUCCACCAAGUUUGACAUCUCCGUGCCCCCAAGUCCUCAGGUGCGUGUGUAUGGGCAGGCCAUGGUGCUGCCCUGCACUUUUCCUGUGGGGAACUCCUGGGAUCCAAGCAGCAGUGUAAUCACUUGGCAGCGCGGUUCUGAGGUCGUCCACAGCUUCUACCACGGCCGAGACCAGCUGGCCCGCCAGGGCCUUCACUAUGCCAACCGCACUAGAUUGUACCAUGAUGAAAUGGAGAGGGGCAAUGCAUCACUCAGGCUAGAACGUACCACCCUAGGGGACGCGGGGUACUACACCUGUUCUGUCACCACUCAGAUAGGCAGCCAGAAGAAGAGUUUCAGUGUGAAAAUAGGAGCCUUCUACCUGGAGCCCUUCAUCCAUGUGUCCCUGCUCAGUAAUGGAAGAAUAGACCUGCUGAUCAGCUCACAGGGAGGAUAUCCUUCCCCUUCAGUGCAGUGGCUGAUGGGAGACAAGGAAGACCUCACCAAUGUCACAUUCACACAGCUCGAGCAAGACAAAGACACUAAACUCUAUAACAUGAACAGCAAGCUAAACCUUACUAGUGUUAUCAACACUUCCAUCACUUUCAUUCUGAAGAAUGAAGAACUAGGGCAGGAGAUCAGGAGGAACAUCAAUCUGUUCUCAGAUGGAAGAAAUUUCAAGAGGUCUGACACAAGAAUUGUGGGAUUUUAUGUUUUGAUUGGAGUUCUGCUCAUUGGGGUGACUUUAGCAGCAGUCUUCAUUCUUCGACAAAGGAAACAAAACAGCUUCCCAAGUUACAACUCUAAAGGGACUGCUGGGUCACCAGACUGUCAGGGAACGCCGAGUAAAGAAACCACACCAGACAAAACUUGGAAUCCUACAGAAUUAGCCCUGUAUAGAUCGGCAGUAGUAACAAGUCCAUCCAUCGAGUCUCAAAAUGGCCAUGGAGACUGCAAUGGAUAAAUGGCACAAAGGUCUAGAGGCACUGUGGGUUGUUAGACCAGAUAUAAGGUGUGCAUGUACACUGGGUGUACUUUCAUAAACAGUCCAUAGAGUAUAGUAUGUACAGGCUUUGCACUGUUAAAAGAUUUUGUCCAGUCUGAUUUUCAAAGAGUGAUUUUGCCUUGUUGCAAAAUGCCUCCUAAAAACCUUUUAGAUGUUUUUUUUUUUUUUUAUUUUAGACGGUUAUAUACUGAGUAAGUGCAAAAAUGGAUCACUUUUUAAUAUGGUAUUGCAAUAGAUUUGGUCAUAUCUCCCUUUGUAUGGUGUAGUGAUGAAUGACUGACUGAGCUCGUAGUCCUUGGGAAAAUUCACAUUUAAUAUUGUAUUUAAUGAUGCAUUUUAGAGUACUCAUUUGCAAUAUGUUAUUUACUUGUUCUGUUUCCACUACCAAACCAGGCAUUUUGUUAUGAUAUUGCAUUAAUUUAACCUCCUUUUAGUAAAAUAACAGUAUCCUUUUAUACUAACCCUGUUAAAGCAUCACAGGCCACACCUCCCUGGUAACAUAUAUAACAUGGUAACAUUGUUCUUUUAUAACCAAGUAGUGUGGUAUUCAUAAUAUGUUUGCUUCAUAAUAAAUCAAAUAAGCUAUCAAAAAUGUCUUCAUUGUUGCACUUUUUUUUCUCCUUUUUUUUCUUAAAAUUAGACUAAUUUUCUUCCAGCAUUAGAAUUCUAAAAAUAAAAACUUGUCAUUGGGAGAGGAAAAACCUGAGUCAUUAUCCUCACGCUUGAUACUAUGACCUAGCAUUGUUGCAUUUUACUUGUAUGGGGUAGUGUUACUCAACCAGUUGAAUGGAAAGUAUAAAAAAGGUCAAAACCAUAAAAAUAUAUGCCCUCCCAUCAUCAGAUACACAGCACGCACCAUAAACUGGCAGUUCCCAACAUCAAGUCCAGAAAAUGCCUCACAAAUGAAUCCAAAGGCUGUACAUCAGUGAUGAGGACUGAUGGAGGCCUACAACCAGUAGAGAGAAGCUUGCUCAGAUGCAUCCUGCUGGAUGUUAGUCAAAAGUAAGGUGUUCCAUGAAUCAGAUGCUCUGGGAGCGCUGGACCAGCCAACGCUCAGGUGCAACAACAUCCAUCUGUAACAAAAAGCAGCACCGCCUAUUAGUGCUCAGCCUGUGUAGUCAGUGUCUGCCGCUUCAACUCAAAGUCGAAUACGGGUCUGGCUCAGGAGGCCGGGGCAGCCGAGGACUAC
Electrophorus electricus (electric eel) is the source of this 2386-nucleotide messenger RNA. RefSeq names its product CD276 antigen. Gene Ontology annotation, biological process: T cell costimulation; positive regulation of T cell proliferation; cell surface receptor signaling pathway. Gene Ontology annotation, cellular component: external side of plasma membrane. NCBI's taxonomy places the organism in Eukaryota, Metazoa, Chordata, Actinopteri, Gymnotiformes, Gymnotidae. The record is from RefSeq and is a predicted model, not a curated record.